This is a messenger RNA of Salvelinus namaycush (lake trout), 1422 nucleotides long. Its product is annotated as modulator of macroautophagy TMEM150B-like. The transcript has 6 exons. The record is from RefSeq and is a predicted model, not a curated record. NCBI's taxonomy places the organism in Eukaryota, Metazoa, Chordata, Actinopteri, Salmoniformes, Salmonidae. The coding region runs from base 14 to 709 and encodes 231 amino acids.
UUCGUGUACCAUUAUGUGGCUCUGGGCACUGCUUCCGAUCUGCUUGGCGGUGUUUGGCACUGUGGGCAUAUGGGUGGUGUUUGGUAUCGCUGUAUCGAAUGAGACUGUUAACAUCACAGAUAGAUUCCCUUACAUCAGUGAGUGUGGCACCUAUAAUCCACAGAGCUGCAUCUUUGCUCAGAUCUGCAACGUCUGUGCUGUCUUGGCCCUGUGGGUUGUGGUGAUCCGGUUUCAGCAGGUCAGGGACUAUGGUCAGAACAGCAAGGUGAACAUCGCCAGUAUCGUACUGGGCUUCAUCUCCUGUGUGGGCAUCUCCCUCAUCGGAAACUUCCAGCAAUCUGUAGUGAUGGGGAUCCACUUGUUGGGAGCGUUCCUGGCGUUCUUCGUGGGCCUGGCCUACUUCUGGCUGCAGGUGUGGCUCUGCUACAAAGCCCAUCCCUUUAAAGACCGUCACUGGGUUGGACCUCUUCGAGCUACAUUCUGUAGCAUCUGCACCGUCCUGGUCAUCACCAUGGCUAUACUUCAUAAUACCGGCUACAAAUCUGGAGCGGCCAUUUGCGAGUGGGCCUUGGUCAUGUCCUUCUUUGUCCUUUUUGGCCUCUUUGGGUCCGAGUUCCGUCACAUCGACUUCCACCAGCUCACCGUGCAGAAACAACGUCUGAAGACACAGAGCACCAACGGAGUGGUCAGAAUGAAUGAUGUUUCAUAGUACAGCCAAUGAGGCAGGUAGCCAAGUGGUUAGAGCGUUGGACUAGUAACCGAAAGGUUGCAAGAUUGAAUCCCCGAGCUGACAAGGGGGGGGAAAAUCUGUCGUUCUGCCCCUGAACAACCCACUGUUCCUAGGCCGUCAUUGAAAAUAAGAAUUUGUUCUUAAAUGACUUGCCUAGUUAAAUACAAAUACAAAUGAGACCGUGACAAUGAUCAUGCAUUGAUACACUGUUCAUAGCUUAACAUCUAAAGACACACACUAGGUUAUUUUGACCCAGCUAGUUGGGUUCUGUGAAUAACCCAACAUGUUGGGUUGUUUGGAAUGCCCAAACAUGGGUUAAUUUAAACAUUGGUAGUUUUUUAAAAAUGUAAUCCAGGUUAUUUUCAUGAGGCGUGGCCUAUUAGGGGCGUGGCUUCCAGAUAAUGAUUUUUGUAUCACAAAUCUAAUUGUUGUCUUGUACUGGUAUUCAGUCAAGCAGAUCUAAGAUUUUCUCCCCUUUUGGUUUUUAUUUUUGUACCAACAGAAAUGAUUUAAAUGUCACAUCAAGACAUGAACACUGUAAACAUAUCCACACUAUUUAUGUAGAAGGAGAUAUGUUACAGGAAUGGAUACUUUUUCAAGUCAUGCGGGUUUACAUAAGUGUCUGAUGAGGGUUUACGUAACUAAGUGUUUUUAAUUUUGCUGAUGUUAAAUAAAAUGUUACUUUAAACAUA